UCGCUGCAGCAGAACUUAAAUGAAUAUGUUGAAGCAUUGAUCACCUUGAAACAGAAAAUUAUUAACACGGAUAACCUACUGACAGAAUACCAGAAGAAAUGUGAUGAGCUGCAGUUUGCCAGAAGAGAGAAUAGCAUGCUACAUCACCAAGUGGAACAGAUGCUCCAAAAGAUUUCUCCUCUGCAAAAGUGUCAGGAAGAACUGGACUCUUUAAAAGCAGAGCUGGAAGAGAAAAAGAGUUCUCUAAAGUUAUAUCAGAACACUCAUCAGGAAUAUGCUCGUGUGAAAGAGGAAUGCUUGAGAAGUGACGCUCAGAAGAAGAAACUAGAGGCCAAGGUGAAGAAGCUGGAGGAGGCUGCUGUUAAGCAAACUCAAGACUUCAAGCAACUGAGGAAUGAAAAGAAAAUACUCGAAAAAGAAUUUAAGAAGACACAGGAAAGGCUUGAUGAAGUCUCUAAACAGAAAAAUGAAAAGGAGUUGAGACAUGUUGGAACACAGAUUUCAAGUGAUUCCUAUGGAAGUGUGGAUAAAAGAAAAGUGAAACUGCUCCUGAAAGAGCUAUGGCUCUGCGUGAACACAGCACACAGGCUACCUGGGGAAGGCAGCCGGCAUGUCCCAGAAAAACCUUCCAAAGGAAACCGCGUAUCCAGACACUCUGGGGAAGAUGAUGCGUUGCCUCCAGCACAUGGCAGUCCUGCUGGGCCCUCAGAUGUACACACUUGUCUCACAAAGCUGUCCAUGGAGAUAGAGGGUGACUACACUUCCUGUGACAGUGCAGAGGGGCAGCCGGGUGAAGCAGGUCCUAGAGCCCUGCAUGCUGUUGCGAGGGAGUCGCGUCCUGAGGUCUCUGUGCAGACUCCCGAAGACGAGGGCAGGACCAGCUUUGCUGACCAUGGACACGUGUUCGAUGAUGAUGAUCUUCAGGCUGCCAUAGAGUUCUUCAAACUACCCCCUCCUCUCCUGUCUCCAGUGCCCUCGCCCCCUCCAGUGCUGUCACCACACCUGGGCCCCUUACCUUCUGCUCUGGCACCAGAAACCUACUUUGGAGAAUGCGCGGAUUCCAGUGAUGGUGACUCUGCCCCACUCAGAAACUCUGCAGAGUCUGCUUUGGAAGAGGACACAGCUGAAUCACAGGGUUACUUUGGAUUAUUUGGAAAAAAUAAAAGGAGUGAUAAGUGGGCGGAAAAACCCAGGCCACAGGAAGCUGUGCAGUCUCUAAGUGCUUUUGCUCUAAGCAGAGGGACACACGUUGGAUUUGAUACCUUAAGAGCUGCGCUGGAGGAGCCUGCAGCCACUUUAGCUCAGGGCAGGCAGUGGCCAUCACCUGGAUUCCUGAGAGCUGGAGAAAGAGACACCUUAGAUGCGACAGAGAGACAGGCGGUGGCCGGGACUAUGGCUGCGUCUGUGCAGGCCGGGGAAGUGCGGCAUCAACCCACUGGGAGUGUGUGUGCUGAGACGGCAUCUGGAAGCCUUUCUGGGAGGAAGCAGGCAGUGGCUGGGGAGUCCAAGUUGUGCUUUUCCCCGCUUGGCAAGAGGAUGCUGAGUGAACUGAGGGACUCUGAGGGGAAAACCUUGUUGUCAGCAGUGCUGGACUUUGCCCAGCCCGUGUUUACGAAGCGGACACUUAAAGAUGAAACUGCUUCUGAACCGCACCGUGUAACUGGCUCUGGCCGUUUUCAGAGAAAGGAAAGAGAAGAUGUGCAGAGGUCCACUUUAGAGUCACCCGAGCCCCAGGCCUUCAGCCCCAGAGCUGCAGUGUGUGCGGGUGUUUCGGCAGGCCUUUCUUCCUCUUCUGCCUCGGGACCAGUGUCUGCUGGCAGUGAUCCCCAGUCUUCACGGCUAGAGUGUGUUGGUAUAGGCACUCCAGCAAGGCUGUUCCCCAUGGAACUGCAGCUUUCAGAUCAAAAGUCACAGCCUAGAACUUCAAACACAUUCCUUCUGCACUCUGAGCCACCAGAGCGAUCUCUGCAAGAAGAUGCCCCAGAGAGCAGCUCGUAUGCAUUGAGUCCCAAGUUAGACUUGGGAACAUCUGAUUGUCAUGAUCAAAAGAACAGCAAGGUAGAGCGUUUAAAAUUAAAAGGCGUGACCAGAAUGUCCUCUCUCCCUCAGUCAGUAUUUCAGAAGGCAGCAGAGAGCAGGCGCUGUAAAGGCCAGGACCCAGGCGCUGGACUUGCACCGCACAGGUCAGACUUGGCACCAUUAGCGUCUUCUCAGGCCUCCUGGAUCAGGAGAGGCUCUGCUUCUGUUAAAAACCCAUCAUGGCACCAGAGUGAGAUAUUAAGGAGAGGUGGUAAGGACAGUCCUAGAGCUACCUCAGGACACGCACAAGAGACUGGGCUUCACCUAGAAACGGCAGCACCAGCCUCACAGAGUAGCAGAUUUACCACCACGCUUGAACCUAGGGAGAGCGCCAUUCUGUUGGAAUCCAGGGCUGCUGCUUUGCUGCCCAACCAGGUGUCUGUCAUAACAAAGCAGGCAGGGCCCAAGAAGGCUCAGAGUACCAGCUUGGAGCGCGGGAGACCACGUGGGAAUGAGCCAGCCUCAGCUACAGACAACCAUGAGCAGGAAACAAGUACUGUGUCAUCGAUAGCAAAGAGUGCUGGGGACAGGGAUGCUGUGGCUCGGAAUGUUGGGGAUGUGGCUGUGGAGAGAAGCCCUUCUCCAGAAGUUUCUACGUCUUGGAGAAAACCAGACCUUGACUCUCCAAGUGGGUCCUUAGCAACAGGAAAUUUUGAUGAUUCCACAGAUAGUAAGUUAUCUUUCUCGUCUGAAGACAGCCUUGUGCCAAGCCAAGAUGCCAUCAGAGAGCCCUCACUGCAGGGAGGGAUGCACAAGCCCCCAGAGUCUCCGUGUACCACCGUGGCAGGUACCAGCAGGCUGGAGAGUGGGGGACUGCUUCCGACUGAGGUGGCAGUGCCAGGAGACUGUCCUACAGAACAGGCGCCCCCUGGAGACACCCGCCGACUGAGCACUGAGGCCCGAGGGGUUGCACCUGAUUCUCCUAGCACUCUACAGCAUGCACCAAGUGGAGCUCUUCCCGGAAGCCGCCUUUCCGCAGGCACUGUUUGUUCCUCGGUGUUUGGCAGUGCAGAAGAGGACACGCAGGCCAUCUCCCAAAGCAGUCUCCUUGGGGCUCCCUGCUGCUACACAGGCCUGCGUGAGCAGGACGAGGAGGACACCGAAGCCGAAGGCAGCGAGGCCCUUAGCAGCAGUGAGGGCGAGCGUGAGGCUGAAGCUGUGAUGGCAGACAGGCUGUGGGGUACAGCGGGCGACUCGCCCAGCCAUGUGGGGGAGAUGGAAGCCAGGCAGCCGGAGGCAGGACCCUCUGCAGACGUAGGCUAUUUGACCUCUGCCUUGCAGGACUGCAACAUAAAUACCUUUAUUGACAUAGACAAACUUUCUACAUCGGAGGUGGUUAUGUUCUUUGAGAGCUGUCAGUUAAAGGAUUAUAGUUCAGGGGACUCUGUUUCAGAAUGUUCUAGCAAAGAAGAAAGGAGCAAAGAAUUAAAGCAAAGUGAAGUCUCAGGAGCAAAGUGUAGGAGGCGACUCUACGAGGAGUGGGUGGAGUUGGAGGAGGACUACCCCUUAAAGGGUGCUCACCAGAGUGCCCGGUGUUCUCUGGAAACACUGUCCGAAGUUCUCACCAAGGUUGGGCGACAGCUUCAUACAAACCCUGAGGCCUAUGGUGAGGGUAUUGGGAAUUUCCUGCUGUUAAACAACCAGGCUGCUAGAGAUGGGAUGGAAGACACUGCACCCAAGGAAACAUCUAGCCCCACAUCCCACAGCACAGAGCUGCCUCUCCCAGCACAUGUGGGUGUUGGAGAUAGCUCUCCCCUGAGUGGCAGGUCUGCCCCUGAGCACAUGCAGUGCAGACCUGAGGGUGAGGCUGGUACUAGAGACUGCCCUAGCACUGGGGAGGAGGACCUGAUAGAACCCGGGGAGCCAUUGGCCCUGAGCUCUGACUCUGCAGCCCCACCAAGAUCAGGGCAGAACUCCGACUAUGGAACCAGGACGACAUUCCAGUACCAGAUCUCCACGGUGACCUCAGAAGUUAUAAACGUCCUCAUAAGCAAGGAUCAGAAUCUCGUGAUUGAGAAGGGAGACAAGUGGACCAUCAUCAGCGGCGUUGCCAUCACCCCAGGUAUGGAACAGGUGGUUGUCUGUGGCACUCCUGAGGACGCUGCUGCUGCUCAGGAUCAGGGAGGCCUGGUUGCAGGCUCUGCUUCCGUGACGUCUGUGGAGAAGUCUCCGGAGGCACUGCGAGAACCUCCCUGCGAUGGCAGCCUCUCUGCUGCUCACUUUGAUAAGAGCCGUCUGCGCAACAGGCCUGUGAAGCCCAGCAUCUGGAUCAGCUCUCAGAUCUAUAAGCAGACACUUGAGACCGAGAACGCUGUGUCUGAUCACACGUACUGUAACUGGAAGUUGGAGCCACUUGCCAGAAGUAAGAACCGAUCAAAGAUUGCCAGCAAAGAGCCAUCGAGCAAGCCAGCAAGGACUUCGGGCCUCAGCAGAGGGGAAGCUCCACAGGGUGACGCCCCACAGGGUGACGCCCCACAGGGUGACGCCCCACAGGGUGCUUUGGGGACAAGAGCAAGUGCCAAGACACCAAGAGGCCAAAUGCAGCCCAUUGUGGCAAAUGCGGACACAUCCACGCCCACUGACUGUCCUGACACUCUGAGCAAGAUCCGUCAAGAGGUGGGGCCCCCACUGCCUCCGCUGCUUGCUCCACUGAUAGCCACACCUCCAAGAAGGUCACAAGCACUGUCUCCACUGAUAUCAAGUUCUAGUCCAUCCUCCCCGUCCUCACCUGCUGGUCCCAUCUCCCCUUUAUGUGAAAUCCCAGUGCCUCCUAUGCCAUCUCCAUGGCCGGGGGAGCUCCAGCAGGCCUCCCCACCCGGUCCCUCUCCAUCCCCGUGCACUGCAGCAGCCCCUGGAAGGGUGGUGUCCUCUCCUCUGCAGUUCUGUGCAGCCACACCAAAGCAUGCGCUUCCAGUGCCUGGCCGACUACCACCCCAUGCGCCUGGCCGUGCAGUGGGAGCACCGCAGGAGAAUUCUGUUAAAAUCCUCGACACCAUGUACCCGGAGCUGUCUGCCCGGGCCCGGACCCUCAGCCUUCUCAAAGGGAACAUGCAGUUGACUCGAGGCUCUGCAGAUGGAAAGGUGUUGCCGGGGCGUGUCAGUGCUCUGCUAGGACUCAAAGCCAUCACCUCAACAUCGACUGCUUUCGUCAAAACGGGGGGCGGCUCUGUUGGUGACAUUGGCCAAGGUAAGUCUGAAGAUUUGGGUACUCAGCAGGAUGUCGGUGGGAAGAGAACACUGUCGGCAUCCAUUCUGAGAAGUGCUAAAAGAUUGCGCCUGGACAGUGAGUCUCUGGAGUCAGAGACCAGGGCCGUGGCAGGAGGACUCCGGGAGGAGCCCCCAGAAGGAACCCCUCAAACUGAAGUUGUCACAGCCGAAGAGCAGCAAAGCGCUGCCCCAGCCUGCAGUCCGGCAACACAGCUGCCCUUAAACGAGGUGGCAGAGUCCUACAGCACAGCCGUAGCUCGGGCACUGAGGAAGAUUGCCGAGUCCUGCUUUGACCUGCUACCUGUCAUUCGCAGUCAUGUGUAUGUGGGAAACAUCUCCAAAAAGCCUGUAAUGAGGGAUCAAGAGAAAGAGGUCGUUUAUGAGUUCAGCACAACAAACAAGCAUUUAGGAGAGUACUUACUUCGCUCUAUUCUCUCAGAACUAAAAAUUCAGAAAAUGUCUAUGGACCACAAUUACAUCCAUGCACUCUGCAGGGUGUAUGUGGGUGUUUGUCGGCAACUUGGAGACCUGGAGAGAGCCCGCUUGUUCUGUUACAGUCUACUGAAGGAAGAUUUUCCGGAGUCUGAGAAACUGACUUUGUUCGUUGCAAACAUGUGGCACGAGGUGUUUCUGUCUCAGUCUGUGAUUGGUAAAGCCAUGCAGCUGGUGGCCAGGCAGCGCGCCAGGGGCGAGGUGCUGAGCUGCCUGCGGGCCUUCCUGGGCUGGGAGAAGAGUGCUCCUGUAGACGUUGGCAUCAUGGUUUCCAAGCUGCUUUUGACCAUACAGCUGUGCCCCAAAACAGAAUUUCAAUCCAGUGAAGAGUUUGGUGAAGAUCUGAGCUCCAACACUUGGGAAUACAUAUUUGCCAUCGACCUACUCUGCUGCCACCAGAGGUGGAUCUGGACCCAUGACAACAUCAUAAGCAAAGAGCUGUGGCCUGUCAUGGACAAGUGGAUAAAGUAUAGAAAGGGACAUGCAAACAUUGCCUACACCCCUGAUGUCAUCGUCGCCUCCAUACUGAGGCUGAUUGGUCGCUUAGGCCAGUUGGGUCUGAAGGAAGGAUUUCCAAGUGCUGUGAAGAAUAUUAGUUCUGUUAUUGGUAUGUUUAUACAGCAUGCUCAGGAUGAAGAGAUCCCAUGGGGUGUGCAGUUAGCAGCUGUGUACGCGCUCUGUGACUUGAGCCCUAGCAAUCCAGCAGAAACAUCCAAGAUCCUGGAAGCUUGGCGGAGUAAGGCCUCCAGCAGCGUCCCUUCAGCAGUCAUCAGAUGCCUAGACGAGGUUGGCUCCCUGAACGCAGAGGCCUCUGCCGGCUUCCCGACUGCAGGGGCCUCUGCCGGCUCCCCCACUGCAGGGGCCUCUGCCGGCUCCCCCACUGCAGGGGCCUCUGCCGACUUCCCGACUGCAGGGCCCUCUGCUGGCUUCCCCACUGCAGGGGCCUCGACUGACUCCCUGACUGCAGGGGCCUCGGCUGGCUCCCCAACUACAGCGGCUUCUGCCAGCUCUCUGACUGCACAAGGCUCAGCUGGCUCCCCAGGUGUUGAGAGCUCCGCUCCUUGAGGGACUGGACUUCCUGAGUGCCAGGGGCUUGGUUCCAUGAGAGCUAGGGACUCUGCUCCCUGAGGUGGAGGGGCUCAGCUGAAGGCCAUGGUCAUUGCCGGAGAGAAGUGCCUUGACACUUUUAAUAUAGAUUAAUCCGCCUCCAGCAUGCUCAGUGAGGUCCACAGAGAAGGCGUAAGACGGAUGGCGUGGCGGAAGCGCCAGAGACUUGCCAGGGAGACCGAGAAGCAACCCCACCCACAUCCAUUUCAGUUACAGCUCUGGUCAUGUGACUUACAGGGUGUAUUAUUUUUGUCUGUCAACCAACAAAAUCUUAAACUUAGCCCUUUUUUUUUUUUUGCUGCAGAAAGUGUCCUUUUUAGUGGCUUUUAGAAAUUGGGUGUCAUUUUACCAUGAGCUUGAGUCUAAAAAUGUGAUUUGGUUCCCGAGCUGUUUUAGAGUUUAUGCUCAAAUAUGUGGCUAGGAAAAAGUAACUUGGCUUAAAAAAAAAAUAAUAAUAACCAUUAGAAUCUCCCACUAUCUUAGCUGGAAAGGGGCUGCAAAAGUAUCUCAUACGUGGUGCAGCUGGGCAGAGUAAAAUACCAAAAGCCUCUGCCAGAAACUCACUUCAAUGCAUUUUCCUCCUAUCUGUAAAUUUCUUUAUAACCAUUGGGAAGAGGCGAAUUGGACCAUGGACGCUUCCUGGCAGAAGCUCUGUCAGAUUCUUAGAUGGGCUGCAUGGAUGUGUGCAAGUCUAAGGGAGCAGUAGAGCUCUGCGGGCCAUGUGCAAAGGGACAGAGCUCUUUGGGCCAUGCACAGACAGUGCUCUGCAUACAGACAGCUGUAAGCUGUGUGCACACUGACCUCUGGCUGUGUGCAUACGGACAGGGCUCUGCGGGCUGUGUCCAUACAGAGUACUUUGCGGGCUGUGUGCAGACAGACAGUGCUGUCUAUGUGUCUCACACUGACCUCUGCGGGCUGUGUCCACACAGAGUGCUCUGGGAGCUGUGUGCAGACAGAGUGCUCUGUGGGCUGUGUGCAGACAGUGCUGUCUAUGAUGUGUCUCACAUUGGUUCCACUUUCGGAGUUUUAGUGUUUGUACAUAGAAAAUGGGUUUAACAACUCACCGUGAUUCUGACUUGUAUUCAUCCUUUCUUAAACCUCUUGUAUGUGUUUUUUAUAAUAAAAAAAUAAAAGUAAGCCAUACACAGCACUGUUCUGAUUA
Nannospalax galili (Upper Galilee mountains blind mole rat) is the source of this 8047-nucleotide messenger RNA. RefSeq names its product interactor of little elongation complex ELL subunit 1 (gene Ice1). The record is from RefSeq and is a predicted model, not a curated record. The transcript is spliced from 19 exons. The annotation marks the transcript as partial. NCBI's taxonomy places the organism in Eukaryota, Metazoa, Chordata, Mammalia, Rodentia, Spalacidae.